Messenger RNA from Lottia gigantea (owl limpet), 1419 nucleotides. RefSeq lists its product as hypothetical. The coding region runs from base 1 to 1419 and encodes 472 amino acids. The record is from RefSeq and is a predicted model, not a curated record. The transcript has 3 exons. Lineage: Eukaryota; Metazoa; Mollusca; Gastropoda; Lottiidae.
AUGAUGCAACAUUCAAGAAGUGGCAAACCUUUGAAGUGCAUUGAUAUAUCGGAGCAAAAUUAUGAACAAGCAGAGGAUAUUUUCAGUAUCAAUUUAUUUAGAGUACAAACAAAUAAAGUUCAACCCAAAUUACUUUCAUCUGUUAUCAUAAACAAUCAACUGGACCAUGUUGUGGCAGACACUGGUGCAUGUGUAAGUGUGUGUGGAACAUCACAAGCUAAACGAUGGAAUCUUCUGGAUAAAUUGGUAUCCUCUAAAGUACGCAUAAAACCUUAUAUGAGUAAUCCUAUCGCUGUGCAUGGAAAUGCUAUUUGUUCCGUCACUUUUGGAUCUAUUUCUGUACCUGUUGAGUGGCAUGUUAUUUCUGGUUUCUGUGAACCAAUUUUAUCUGGCGACAAAGCUUUACAACUUGGAAUCAUCAAUUUCAGUCCAAAAGCAGAAACAUUUUUUCCUAUACAUAGCAUGGAUAAAACAGCUGAUGACGUCUCAAAAAUUUCAUUACAAAAGAUACUUACCCACUAUCCAGAAAAUUUCACUGGGUUGGGAAAAUUACGACACCACCAGGUAAAGCUGCAUUUUGAUGCUAACGUCAAACCUGUAAAUGUGCCGCCAAGACCUGUAGCCUAUCACCUAAAAGAACGUGUUCACUGUGCUAUCGAUGAAAUGAUCAAACAAGAUGUUAUAGAAAAACAUCCCUCAAACCAACCUGCACCGUGGAUUUCUUGUGCUGUAAUUACACCAAAACCAUCUGAACGGACAGCUUUAUCACAACUCCUUUCUAACUAUCGUGAUACCCCUCAUCCAGCUACUGGAAUAGCACCAUCGUCUAUGUUAUUUCGCGAUGGUCAUCAAUCUGUGUUUCCUCGCAUGACGGUUUCUGAUUCUCAGGUCAAGGAAGCUAGACAUCGUGACGGACUUAUCAAACAUAGGCGAGCCGAGAAAAUCAAUGACUCCAAAUAUCGCUACCAAAGUUUAUUUAAAAUUGGGGAUCGAGCAUUAUUACGAAACUACAACAAAACAUCUAAGUUUCAUCCAACCUUUCUACCUGACUCAUGCAAAGUCACACAUGUUGACGACACUGGCUCAUUCAUCCUGCUGGAAAGACAGAAAGAUGGUAGAAUGUUCACCCGACACCCUGAUGAUAUAAAGAAAUGCGUCAUCGAUGAAGAAAUUGUCCCAAAAUCACAACCACUUACAGAGCAAGAGGUUAUCAAACGUUGGCAUGAGUUAUGUGAGACUCGUGCCAACCACGGAUUAAAUGAUGACGAUUCUGGAGACUCAUUAUUAGAAUACCAACAACAAGAUGAUGGUAAUAUUGCACCACCUGAACCUCGUAACCGUAGACGAAAUCCAAGAUAUUUUAUUGAUGACUUUGUAAACUUACUUAAUUUUACAAGUGUUUUUUUUUCUUUUUUAUAA